Sitodiplosis mosellana (orange wheat blossom midge) is the source of this 513-nucleotide messenger RNA. RefSeq lists its product as uncharacterized. Gene Ontology annotation, biological process: DNA integration. The record is from RefSeq and is a predicted model, not a curated record. The transcript has a single exon. Bases 1 to 513 code for a protein of 170 amino acids. NCBI's taxonomy places the organism in Eukaryota, Metazoa, Arthropoda, Insecta, Diptera, Cecidomyiidae. Gene Ontology annotation, molecular function: nucleic acid binding.
AUGGCGAAUUGUCGCCACCGAUAUCGUGGGGCCGCUGACACCAAGUCAAACCGAUUCCUACUUGUCGCGGUCGAUACGUUCACCAAGUUUGUGGUGAUUAAAGCUGUUCGAAGCGCGACGGCAAAAGUGGUUACCGAGUUCAUCAAAAAUGACGUAGUAUUGAAAUUUGCAUGUCGCGAGAUAAUUGUUUCCGACAAUGGCGUACAGUACAAGUCGAACGAAUUCAAGAGUUUCGCCGAGGCCAAAGGUAUCACCUUGUGGUAUACGGCCAAUUAUUUCGCUCAGGGUAAUCCGAGUGAAUGCGUAAACGCCACUAUCGGGAACGCAUUGCGCACAUUCUUGGUGAAUGAUACUGACCACCGAAAGUGGGAUAAGAAAAUUCCUGAAAUUGCCAAUGCGAUCAACAAUUCGGUGCACACGGGUACGGGCUGUAUGCCGUACGAGGCCAAUUUCGGGCAAAAAAUGGCUCAACACGCUAGUGAGUAUCGUAGGUCGAUCGAUGCCAAUGAAUAG